This is a messenger RNA of Auanema sp. JU1783, 846 nucleotides long. Lineage: Eukaryota; Metazoa; Nematoda; Chromadorea; Rhabditida; Rhabditidae. The record is from the annotation of a GenBank genome assembly.
AUGAGUGGUACGGCACUUAAUUUUUUACGUCAGUUUUCUAGCAAAAAUAGUUUGCCCAGAACUGUUGUUGUUUGUGCUAACGGUACAGUUGCUUCUUGGCAUCCACCUGCUCAGUUUCCUUACGAGCACUCCAGGCCAGUUGAAUUCAAACCCUUGAAGGACAGAAGCGAAGAAAAGUCUAUCUUGAGUUCUACUGUCAAGCAACAACGUCAGGCUUCCUAUUCCCCUAAGAACGUGGAUCUGAAAGAGAUUUUCUACACUGACAAAAACGAGUGGUACACCAGAAACUUUUUAUUAGCAUUAGAACAUUUCCCUGUAUAUACCGUUGGUAUUAGAUCUAAGUUAUACUCCAUUGAGGAAGAACUUCGUCUGAAGUCUCUUGGUGCUGACUUUUUCAGAACGUCGCGUGGGGGUCUUAUAACUUUUCAUGGACCUGGCCAACUGGUACUCUAUCCCAUCUUCAACCUACAUGCUAUUUCACCCAAGAAACACGGUGUUCGAACAUUCGUGAGCUCAAUUGAACAGGUUAUUAUCACAAGUGCCAGAAAUGACUUCGGUAUAGAGAAUGUUGGAACAACUGAACAUACUGGUGUUUGGGUAGAUGGCAUGCGUAAACUAGCUGCCAUCGGAAUUAAUGUUUCUCAUGGUGUAACGCAUCACGGCCUUGCAUUGAAUUGCAAUACAGAUUUAACGUGGUUUGAUAAUAUAAUUGGCUGUGGUAUUGAAGGAGUAGAAACAACAUCUCUAUCUAAGGAGUGCUCCCGAGAUAUUAACCCUGAAGAUGCUUUGAAUUCAAUGGUAACUUCAUUUACACAAAUAUUUGAUUGCUCUGUUAUAGAUUAUUAG